AUGCACGCUACUACAUCCUCCAUGAUGAUCCCACCCCUCGCGGGUAUCCCUCCGAACCAACAUCCCUUCAUCAAUCAAGUUGCUUCGAAUGGGGUCUCAAAUACUGCAAGACCUGAAACUAUGGAUACUUCAAUCCUGGAAUCAUCUGAACCGCCCGUGAAGAGGCUUCGAACAGAGAAUGGCCCCGUUGCCGCCUUUGCUUAUCCUCCUCCUUCUGUUCCCCCGGAAUAUCAGCACAAUCCCGCUGGAACUCAAGCUCUUUCAAAGCCAAUUUUCUCUAAUCUCAUUCAUGAGAUGCAUAAUCAUCCUUUGGGUUCUUACAUGGGUGGAGACACACUUAUUCGCAACAUCUCAACUACCUCCACUUCAAUCACAUCCUCUCUCGAACCGAGAAAAUCCUCCACUCCCCCAUCUACCCCUUCACAGUCAUUACCCACACCAUCAGCUGUCUCAGGCGUCAGUGUGCUGGAGAGUAACAAGGUUGAUUUAUCCAAAUGUCGACCGCGGUCAUCCAUCCCAUCCAAGCUGACGCCAUCCGUUUAUGGCCAACAAUGCGUGGCAGCUGCCUAUGCAUCUCGGCUUGAUCCAUAUGCAUUGCACGUGAAGGAGCAGGAGAUGUUACAAGACCAUCUCUGCCACAUGCAUGUCACUACGUAUUUGAACAUCCGCAAUGGAAUUUUGCGUCUGUGGACCCGAAACCCGAUGGUCAGCGUCAGCAGAGAAGAGGCUCUGGGAUGUGCCAAAGACUACCGUUGGAUGAACCUGGCGUCUUUGGCAUAUGACUGGCUGGCGCGUCAUGGAUACAUCAACUUCGGCUGUGUUGAGGUCCCCAUCCCUCCGGUGCCUCCCCGAAGAGGACGCCGCAAAGAAGGGCCCGUCAUUCUCGUUGUUGGAGCCGGCGUGGGAGGACUUGGUUGUGCUCGACAGCUUGAGGGUCUUUUCAGGCACUAUCGCGAUUCAGACACAGAGCCACGAGUCGUUGUUAUUGAAGGACGGCCACGGAUCGGUGGCCGCGUUUAUUCCCACCCCCUACACAGUCUCCAGUCUGAUAUGUUGCCCGAGGGCCUUGUUCCCAAAGCUGAAAUGGGCGCCCAGAUUAUCAUCGGUUUCGAUCAUGGUAAUCCUCUCGAUCCGAUUAUCCGCGGUCAGUUGGCGCUUCACCACCAUCUGCUUCACGACCUUUCCACAAUUUACGACUUUGAUGGCUCCCCCGUUCCCAACGCGCAGGAUGAAAUGGCCAACAAACUGUAUGAAGAUAUCUCAGAACGGGCCUUUGCCUAUCGCCACAAGAAGCUUGUCAGACAAACAGCCGAGGGUGACCACGAGAUGAUUGACUACGGGAAAGAGACUACGGUUGACGAUGGUAUUACAAUACGACAAUGGGAAGAAGCUCGAGCAGCGGGCACGACAGAUUCCCUGGUUCCUACCAAACGAGUCCGUCGACGCCGAGGAGUAGGGCACAAGACUGGAGAUGCCGGAGCAGCCAAUGCCGCGGCACCAAAACUGGAGGGCGACACUGAAGACCACCCAGCUGCCUUGACAGCCCAAACUGCGGGAUGGAAAUUAAGCGCGGGGUAUACUGCAACCGACACCCUGGAGCUGGAUCGCGUUGCCCACGCGAAGGAAGCACAGACCCUCGGUGCCGUUAUGGAUGAGGGAGUCAAGCAGUACCAAGAUAUGCUGCCACUGACACCUCAGGAAAUGCGGCUCCUGAACUGGCAUUUUGCGAAUCUCGAAUACUCCUUUGCCGCGAAUCCCAAGAAGCUCAGUCUGACCUUGGCGGAUCAGGACUCUGGUAAUGAAUUCGAAGGAUUGCACUCUAUGGUGGUUGGAGGUUACAACCAGUUGCCCUAUGGCUUGUACUCGGUUCCUGAUAAACUCAACGUCCACACCAACAAAACGGUCACGAAGAUUGCUUACAAUGCAAAUGGGGCUGGCAAUCGAAAGGCGGUUGUCUACUGUAAAAAUGGCGAGAAGUUCGUGGGCGACCACGUCGUCUACACCGGCUCUCUUGGCACGCUCCAGCAUCGCAGCGUCGAAUUCGACCCUCCCCUUCCUGAUUGGAAACAGUGUGCAAUCAAUCGCCUAGGCUUUGGUCUCCUGAACAAGGUUGUCUUGGUCUUCGAUGAGCCAUUCUGGGAUACCGAGCGUGAUUUCUUUGGUCUUCUCCGCGCACCUGACAAUUCUGAAAGUAUGGUCCAGGAGGAGUAUGCGGCGAACCGCGGUCGUUUCUACCUGUUCUGGAACUGCAUCAGAACAACUGGCCUACCCGUCCUGGUUGGUCUCAUGGCGGGAGAUGCCGCGCACCAGGCUGAGCAGACGUCAGAUGCUGAGAUUGUCGCGGAAGUCACCACGCAGCUGCGAAAUGUCUUCAAACACGCUGUCGUCCCUGAUCCUCUCGAGACGAUUGUCACUCGCUGGGCGUCAGACCCAUUCACUCGCGGCAGCUACUCCUUUGUAGCUGCGGGUGCUCAUCCAGAAGAUUACGAUCUUAUGGCGCGACAGGUUGGCAAUCUCCAUUUUGCCGGCGAAGCCACUUGCGGAACACACCCAGCCACCGUCCAUGGCGCCUACCUAUCUGGUUUGCGUGCUGCGGCAGAAGUCAUCGAGGCUACUAUCGGCCCCAUUGAGAUCCCUAUGCCCCUGGUCCCGGAGAAGCCCGCUGCUGCCAAUGGGGCCACGCCUCCGACGGCUAGUACUGUUGCGGGCACGCCCAAACGUCCAGCGCCGGCGACGUCCUCGAGGAGUCCCAACGUCGCAGCUGAUAAACGGCGCCGGGACACGUACGAGCAGGCCAUGUGGACGGCCAUCUACGCCGAGCUGGGGCCAACACCCACACCCCCAGCCAAGGCGGGGCGCAACCCUUUCCUCUUGUACCAGAAGGACUUCUGGGCCAAGUGCAAGGACCAGUGCGACGAGGCUCGCCGGGCAGCGUCCAACAACCCGAAUGCCAAGGCCUCACGAGAUGACAUUCGAGCGGCCCUUGGUCUGAUGUGGCGCAAUGCUCCACACGCGGAGAAGCAGCCGUACAUCGACCAAGUCGUGGCCAAUCGGAUUGCCAAUGAGGAGGCAUUCGAGAAGUUCAAGGUGGUGGCUGCGGAGUGGAACCGGCGCUCGUUCGAGGUCAAGGAUAAGUGGUGCGCAGAGAAUCCCUUUGAGGAUUGGCAUGUUCCGUCGGGCUCGACGGUGGCCAGUUAA
Messenger RNA from Penicillium daleae, 3198 nucleotides. RefSeq names its product putative lysine-specific histone demethylase Aof2 (gene aof2). The transcript has a single exon. Gene Ontology annotation, molecular function: protein binding; oxidoreductase activity. NCBI's taxonomy places the organism in Eukaryota, Fungi, Ascomycota, Eurotiomycetes, Eurotiales, Aspergillaceae. The record is from RefSeq and is a predicted model, not a curated record. The coding region runs from base 1 to 3198 and encodes 1065 amino acids.